Molecule: messenger RNA, 656 nt
Organism: Hibiscus syriacus
Lineage: Eukaryota; Viridiplantae; Streptophyta; Magnoliopsida; Malvales; Malvaceae
Exons: 3
Coding region: 27-479 (150 amino acids)
Source: RefSeq, a predicted model, not a curated record
UUGAAUGAAUUAGUCUUUGAAGAAAAAUGAAAAUGCAGAGGACAGCUUUGACCAGGAGGAGCUUCAAGCUAGCAGCGGCUGCGAGGAGGAAAUGCAGAACAUCGAGCAAAGGCAAUCCGAAUAAGGCAACGACUGUUAAUACCGCAAUUACUAUAAUAGAUAAAAAAAGAUCGAGAAGUAUAAAAUCACUUAUCAGAAGGUUGAGAUUGGAGAUGAAAGAGAGAGAUGAAGAGCAAAGAAAGAUAAAAGAAGGGCAAAGGCAAGUAAAAGAGAGAUCGGAAGCCAUUGAAGUAGAAUGUGAGGAACUCCGGAAGGAGGCUCUCCUCAUAACACAACAAAGUGCGAGCACCCAAAUGCGCCUCGCACUCAUGUUUCAGAUACUGAAAGCAAGGGAGAACCUGGAGUUCGACAAGGCAGCCAUAUGCAGCCUUGCUCUUCGUGGAUUGGUCGAGAGAGAAAAUCAACGAAGGAAGCUUUAAGGAUCGGCUUGUGGGGUUUGACCCUAGUCCAUUGCUUCAUGUUCGAUCAUCGUUCACGAAUCGACUUCCAUGAAAAAAUGGGGUCUUAAACAUUUGAAUGGGGAUUGUUAAUCCUUAAUUAAUGAAGAAGUAAUGGAUUGGAUCAUAAUUUAAUGUGUGCGGGGCUUAAUAUUGCAA